Messenger RNA from Neogale vison (American mink), 2423 nucleotides. It is a transcript of the gene KLF15, whose product is annotated as Kruppel like factor 15. Gene Ontology annotation, molecular function: DNA-binding transcription factor activity, RNA polymerase II-specific; RNA polymerase II cis-regulatory region sequence-specific DNA binding. Gene Ontology annotation, biological process: regulation of transcription by RNA polymerase II. Bases 98 to 1342 code for a protein of 414 amino acids. NCBI's taxonomy places the organism in Eukaryota, Metazoa, Chordata, Mammalia, Carnivora, Mustelidae. The record is from RefSeq and is a predicted model, not a curated record. The transcript is spliced from 3 exons.
GCCCCCAGCCCAGCCCCCGGGGCCUCAGGACCGCCGGGGCCUGGCCGCUAGCCGGGCGUGCGCCAAGUUCAGCCGCCAACGGCACGGCCAGGCCAGCAUGGUGGACCACUUGCUGCCAGUGGACGAGACCUUCUCGUCGCCGAAAUGCCCAGUUGGUUAUCUGGGUGACAGGCUGGCCAGUGGGCGGGCGUACCACAGGCUGCCCUCGCCCCUCUCGGAGGAUGACAGCGAUGCCUCCAGCCUCUGCUCCUGUGCCAGCCCAGACUCACAAGCCGUCUGCUCCUGCUACAGUGGUGGGCCAGGUGCUGAGGGCCAGGACAGCAUCUUGGAUUUCCUGCUGUCCCAGGCCACACUGGGCAGUGGUGGCAGUGGUGGCAUUGGGGCCAGCGGUGGUUCCAUGGCCUGGGGGGCCUGGCGGAGGGCACCGGCACCUGUGAAGGGGGAGCAUUUUUGCUUCCCCGAAUUUCCUGUGAGUGACCCUGAUGACGUCCCAAGGCCCUUCCAGCCCACCCUGGAGGAGAUUGAAGAGUUUCUGGAAGAGAACAUGGAGCUGGGAGUCAAGGAGGCCCCAGAAAGCAACAGCAAGGACGCGGAGGCCUGUGACCAGCUCUCAGCCGGGCCACACAGGAGCCACCUCCAUCCUGGGUCCAGUGGGAGAGAGCGCUGCACCCCGCCUCUGGGCAGUGCCGGUGUGGGUGGCAGCCAGAGCCCGGGUGGGGGGCCUGCAUCUGAUGGCCCUAUCCCUGUGCUGCUACAGAUCCAGCCUGUGCAGGUGAAGCAGGAGUCAGGCACGGAGCCCGCCUCCCCUGGGCAGGCCCCGGAAAGUGUCAAGGUGGCCCAGCUUCUGGUCAAUAUCCAGGGUCAGACCUUCGCACUUGUGCCCCAGGUGGUGCCCUCCUCCAAUGUGAACCUGUCAUCCAAGUUCGUGCGAAUCGCCCCUGUGCCCAUUGCUGCCAAGCCGAUUGGGUCGGGACCCCUGGGCCCUGGCCCCACUGGCCUACUCAUGGGCCAGAAGUUCCCCAAGAAUCCAGCAGCAGAACUCAUCAAAAUGCACAAAUGUACUUUCCCUGGCUGCAGCAAGAUGUACACCAAAAGCAGCCACCUCAAGGCCCACUUGCGUCGGCACACAGGCGAGAAGCCCUUUGCCUGCACCUGGCCGGGCUGCGGCUGGAGGUUCUCCCGCUCUGAUGAGCUGUCGCGGCACCGGCGCUCGCACUCGGGGGUGAAGCCCUACCAGUGUCCUGUGUGCGAGAAGAAGUUCGCACGGAGCGACCACCUCUCCAAGCACAUCAAGGUGCACCGCUUUCCUCGGAGCAGCCGCUCAGUGCGCGCGGUGAACUGAGCGCCCGCCUGCCCCUGCCCCCUCCCCCGCCCCGUUAUUUUGUAGCAAUAAUUUAUUUGCCUCUUCAGAGGGACGUGACAAUGUUGCCAACCCACCUUCUGAAGCCCAGGAGGUGCAGGAAGAUGGGGGCUUGCCUGGGAGGCGGGAACCCAGAGCCCCCAGCCCGCUGCCUUUCCUAGGAAGACCUAGAGCCGCGCCUGCGUCCCUGGGGGCUGGCACCCCAUGUCCGUCCCCCCCCCACCCCCCCACCGGGCUGCAGGCCGGCCUUCCUGCCUUUGUGCCUUUGUGCCUUCCCGCGGCCGGCCUGUGCUAAGGCAGUACUGGGAGCCUGGACCUUCUCCCACUGGGCUCCCUGCCUGGGCCAGGGCUGGCACUUUUUUGCUCAGAAGAAAUGUGCAGUUUUGAAAUGUCAGUUCCCAGAGGGAGCCAUGCUGGGAAGAAGGAAGUAGGCCAGAAGUCCAGGGCUGCACUGUGGUGUGAGGGUGGCUUUGUCCAAGAUCUGCUGCUCAGCCUGACUACAGGAGGGUAGGAGUGGGGCAGUCCAUGGCGCGUCACUGGGCCCCUGGGCAGAGGUGGAAUUAGGCUGAGUUGCCCCCUCUGUGGGGGUCUUGGAGUGCAUGCGCUUGAGUUAAAGUGUCAGGCAGACAGACAGAUGCCGGCUAGCCCCAGAGCAUCUGUACCCAGCAUGGCUCAUCCCCUCAUCCCGUUUCCAGACAGAUCCAGACACCAGCCUCCAUGGUCCCUUUGGGGAAGAGAGGGGAGCAGGCUGCAUUGCGUGUAGGAGAACUAGGUAGAGCCUCCGAAUCCUGAUUUAGAAAUGCAUUCCUUAUUUUGUCUAGAAAUUAAUAUCAAAUGAACUAGCUUGUUUUGACAGGUUUAUUUCACAUCCUAUGAAUGUAUGUAAAUAAGCUGUACAUAGGUACAUCUACAUAAAAUAUCUUUUAAUAACAUAUCAACAUUGGUGUAAAUUUGAAAUAAAAAAAUCUAUAAAGCUGGUGUACAUAUGUUACAAUUAUGUAUAUUUUCUUUGGUCCUUCAUAAAAAUAUAUUUACUUUGCCAAUAAAAAGAAAAAAGAACUCA